Messenger RNA from Aphis gossypii (cotton aphid), 531 nucleotides. RefSeq lists its product as uncharacterized. Bases 12 to 467 code for a protein of 151 amino acids. The transcript is spliced from 3 exons. The record is from RefSeq and is a predicted model, not a curated record. Lineage: Eukaryota; Metazoa; Arthropoda; Insecta; Hemiptera; Aphididae.
CCAUACGCCGUAUGUGUCUUCUUGCUUUGAUCCCUGUUGAACAAAUCGAUGACAUCUGGAUUAAAAUUAAAGAAGAAGCCCCACAAAACGAAAAUUUAUCGGAACUCAUAAGUUAUAUUACUGAAACAUUUAUGAUUCCAAAUGGACGUCGCGAGUUUGAUAAAACUGUAUGGAACCACUACAACACAGAAAAUAUAAUAAAAACUAUAAACCUCCAAACGGGAUGGAACGAUUUUAUUGAUGAGGAUAUUAAUAAAUCAGACCUGUCCAUUAAAAAUUUUGUUCUUAAAUUGAAAAAUAAAAAUCUGGCCUUCGAAAUGGAAAUAAUUACAAAUCAAACAAAAUCUAACGAAUUUUCAAGUAUUCCUAAAAAAUUCAAGACCCUAGAAGAACAAGUUAAACAUGCAAAAGAAAGAUUUGAAAAUGGGACAACUUCUACAAUAGAAUACCUAGAUGAAAUGAUUUGACGUAUUGAAAAUAGAACCAGUCCAAAAGGCAGCCAACUAUUUAACUUGGUUUUAUAAAUACACC